AUGCGCAGGGACGUACGGAUAUUGCUCGUCGGGGACGAGGGCGUUGGAAAGAGCACUAUAGUGACGUCGCUCAUCAAGGAGUCGUUUGUUGCGCAAGUUCAGCACAUAGUUCCCGAGGUUACGAUCCCACCGGAGGUCACCCCAGAGAAUGUAACUACGUACAUUGUCGAUUCCGGCGUUGGCCCCCAGGAUAAGCAACAUCUCGAGACGGAGAUACGCAAGGCUCAUGUCAUCUGUGUCGUCUAUUCUAUCGACAACCCAAACUCAUUCGACCGCAUCCCGACAUACUGGCUUCCAUAUUUCCGUCAACUAGGAGUGAAUAUCCCAGUCAUUCUCGUCGGUAACAAGAUAGACUUGCGUGGAGGUGAGGUGACGAAUGAAGCUUUGGAAGCAGAAAUCAUACCUAUCAUGAAUGAAUUCAAGGAAGUUGAGACAUGUGUAGAAUGCUCUGCCAAAAUGCCUCUGAAUGUAUCAGAGGUCUUCUAUUUCGCCCAAAAAGCCGUCCUUCAUCCUACUGCUCCUCUAUAUGACUCUCGAGAUCAUGUCCUGAAACCUGCUUGCGUGGAUGCGCUUAGACGAAUUUUCAAGCUUUGUGAUGCAAACAAAGAUGGAUUACUUGACGCCGCAGAGCUGAAUGAAUUCCAGCGUAAAUGUUUUGACGCUCCACUACAGCUGCAGGAGCUAGAAGGAAUCAAGGAGAUGGUUCGAGAGCAUGCCGAAAAUGGAGUACGAGACGAUGGUUUGACAGAAGCUGGCUUCUUGUAUCUGCACACCAUAUUCAUUCAACGGGGUCGCUUGGAAACCACCUGGACAGUACUACGAAAAUUCGGAUAUGCGGAAGAUUUGCGGCUAAUGGAAAGCUUUCUUUUCCCAAAAUUCGAGGUACCGCCAGACUGUUCUGUCGAAUUGAGUCCGUUAGGGUACCAAUUCUUCACUGAUAUCUUUGAGACCUUCGACAAGGAUCAAGAUGGCGCUUUGAAGAGAUCGGAACUGGACGACCUGUUUAGCACGUCACCCGAGAAUCCUUGGGCUCGCCAAAAUUUCCCGGACACGACCAUCGCGGACGGCACUGGUGCCGUAACGUUGCAAGGCUGGCUUGCGCAAUGGAGUAUGACGACCUUGCUCGACCACAAAACCACACUAGCAUACCUAGCAUACCUGGGAUACCCAGAUGAACCAAGGACAGAUGCGCUGCUGAUCACUCGGCCCCGUAAGCAUGACCGCAAGAAGGGCAAGUUAACAAGAAAUGUGUUCCUGUGCUACGUAUGUGGCGCUGCGGGUUCUGGCAAAACGUCACUGCUUCGCGCCUUCGCCGGGAAGCCAUUUCAGGAGAUAUACGAGCCCACGAAAAAGAUGUUCAGCGUGGUAAACUCGGUCGACAUUGACGGCUCCGAGAAAUACCUAGUUUUGCAGGAAUUUGGGUCCAAGUACGAGGCGGAGACGCUUCGGAACUCCAAGAAAACGGACCUGGCUGAUGUCAUCGUGUAUGUUCAUGAUUCGAGCGACACAAAUUCAUUUUCGUAUAUCAGCAAUCUACGGCAACAAUAUAGCCUAGAUCAUAUACCCACGCUAUUUGUUGCUACGAAGUCGGAUCUUGACCUCGCACAGCAGAGACAUGAGGUUCAACCUGAUGUAUACUGCCGGCGUCUCAGCCUGCAAGUCCCAGUGGCUGUUAGCGUAAAGACCGGUCAAAUCGCAGACGUAUUCCACGCGGUCUGCAGCAUUGCGAUCCAUCCAAACUCUUCUAUACCAGGAGGCGCCGAUCGUGCGUUGUCAUCAGCAGCACGAUUGCGGACUUACGUUCUGGUGUCGGCGUUGGUUGGAGGUUUGUCGUUUGGGCUGGCAUUUACUUACCGAACAUUGUUGAGGCCGGGAGGACCACUUGGGGGAUGGGCAGGGCAUUUUCUGGGUUGGAUCGGAGGCUCACGGUGAGACCUAUGAUAUAGGAUUUGAGGUAGAUGCUGUAGUCGUUCGCCCUGUGUAGUGACCGUAUUUAAUACUAAUGUC
This is a messenger RNA of Heterobasidion irregulare TC 32-1, 2007 nucleotides long. RefSeq lists its product as uncharacterized. Gene Ontology annotation, biological process: cell migration; small GTPase-mediated signal transduction; mitochondrion organization. The record is from RefSeq and is a predicted model, not a curated record. Gene Ontology annotation, cellular component: mitochondrial outer membrane. Gene Ontology annotation, molecular function: GTPase activity; calcium ion binding; GTP binding. The transcript has 15 exons. The coding region runs from base 1 to 1932 and encodes 643 amino acids. Lineage: Eukaryota; Fungi; Basidiomycota; Agaricomycetes; Russulales; Bondarzewiaceae.